GCGGCGCCCUGUGGAGUGCAGCUACUCUGACAGUGGUGCCUGGAGACUGUUUUGGCGGGUGGCCCCAGGAACCCUCCCAGGCAGGCAGGGAACGACGCUGUGUGAGAGACCUGCUGCCUCCACCUCCAGCUCUGCCACCAUGGCCAGGGAGCAGCCCAAUGUGGGGGACCUCCUCCCUCUCCUGGAGACCUCCGACCUUCGACAACUAGAGGAGAUCAGAGGCCUUAUCAAUGAGCACCUUAGUACAGAGCGAGGGUCCAUGCUGCUUAAUGGACUGGUAGACUACUUUCUGGAAACAAACUCUGUCCAGGCCAUGCAUAUCCUUUCUUCAGUUAGAGAGCCACAUGAUAAGCACCUUCUGGACAAGAUGAACGAGUGUAUGACCAAACAGGCCUAUCGACUGCCCACCCUCACCCUUCUCGGCCAUGUAGUACGUAAGCAGCCGUCCUGGAUCCACAAGAUCGCCCGAUAUCCUCUCCUGCUGUCACUGCUCAAAUGCCUCAAGACUGACACUGACGUCGUGGUCCUGAUAACUGGAGUGCUGGUGCUUAUCACACUGCUGCCCAUGAUCCCCCAGGCCGGGAAACAACACCUCUGGGAGUUCUUUGACAUCUUUGGCCGCCUGGCAUCCUGGAACCUGAAAAACCCUGGACAUGUUUUAGAGGUGUAUCUGAUUCAUCUGCAUGCCAGUGUCUAUUCGCUAUUCCACCGUCUCUAUGGGAUGUACCCCUGCAACUUUGUCUCCUACCUGCGCUCCCACUACAGCAUGAAGGAAAACAUGGAGACCUUUGAGGAGGUCGUGAAGCCGAUGCUUGAACACGUUCGUAUACACCCGGAAUUAGUGACAGGAACCAAGGACCAUGAACUUGACCCCACCAGGUGGAAAAAGUUUGAAAUCCAUGAUAUUGUCAUCGAAUGUGCCAAAGUGUCCCUGGACCCGAAGGAGGCCUCAUGUGAGGAGGGCUAUACUACCAUGCCUGAGAACUUUUAUCCUCAUCUCCACUUCCGGCCCCAGGACUGCACAUCUAGCCCCUACACUGACUUCCACAGCAGUUAUGGAAGUUCGUCUUCAACUCCACGACAACCCCUGCUCCCACCUCUGUCCUUACCCCCCUUCUCAGGGACGCAGUCCUCCUAUCGUAGCCCACAGACCUCUAGACGCCAGAACUCCAGCUGUGAACUCAACUCUUCCUGCGGGGGUAAAGACCCUCUGUGGAGCCCCUCCUCCUUGUGUGGCAUGGCCACUCCCCCUUCCUCUAGGGGCAUGUCGCCCAAUUUGGAGCUCUCCCAGAGUGCCUCACAUCUCCCCAGCCGCUUCCACUGCACCUCAGGAGGGAAAGGAACACCCGCCUCUAGUACCCCAGCAACCUCCUCCCCGCCCCCGACUCUUUCAGACGACUUCACCAUCAUUUCCCUACCCACAAACACAGUCCAGUCUAGUCCACAGAGAAAGGAUCGCAGACCAGGAGAGGCCAGUAAGCCUACACUGGUAAGACAGGAGCCAGUGAAAGAACCAGAGAAAGGUGGAGGAGAAGUAGCCAAUAACAGAGAUACGAGAGGUGCUGAGAAUAUUUCCAUGACUUUGACGGAACUGUCAGUUUUCAUGAAGAAGCAGGAGCUGGAUCUUCAGCUGAGAACAGAGAAGGAGAAAGAGGAAGCUGCAAUCACAGAAGAGCUGCUGAAGAUCACUGAGGACAAGCAAGAUCUGGCUGGCCUAAGGGGCUUUGACUCUCCUUUCUACCACACUACAGAGACUCUGACCGGCUACCAGGCCCAAGAGAAGACCUUCUCCAGCGCUCAGCCCAGUGGUUCUGUCCGGGAUACCCACAAUACUGUGUGUACUCCAGACAAAGCAGAGAACACAGCAAAUACAAGUGUUGGCAGUGGAGCAGGGAGUAGUGGAGUUGUAAGUGCAGGAGACAGCAGGAGUUCAGCCCUGGUCCUGGAGCAGUCCUGGUCCUUUCAGUCAGUUUUUACCCCUAUCGAUCACCACCUUCACCGGAGUCCCUCGGCCCCAGAGGACGAAGUAUCCAAGUUUGGCCUGCUCUCCCCCAGCCCAUGCAGUAAGACACCGGUGUCGUUGCCCUAUGAGAUCUUUUUUGACUUGGCUUUGCCCAGGGCGGCCUCACUUUUUGUGGGCAAGAAAACCUCGGAGGCAGUGCACAAGGCAGCAAUGGAGAGGCUAUUGCAGUCAGGGGAUGGCUUAGAAGAUGGAGAGGAAGAAGGGGUUGUGUCUGCUUCACCACUGGAGGUGCUGGAUCGCCUUGUUCAGCAGGGGAGCGACACCCAUGAUAAAGUUCUCAAGAGAUUACCUUUGCCAAGCAAGUCAGCUGACUGGACACACUUCGGAGGCUCGGCUCCCCAAGACGAGCUUCAUACACUGCGUAGCCAGCUGCACCUGCUGCACAGCCAGCUGUUGUACGAACGGUAUAAGAGGGAGCAGCACGCCGUCCGCAACCGACGCUUGCUGCGACGCGUCAUCAACGCCACUGCACUGGAGGAGCAGAACAAUGCUAUGAAGGACCAGCUGAACCUGCAGAGCGUGGACAUCGUGUCUCUUAGAGAGAGUCUGCAGGUGGAGCAGCACAGAUACAGGCAGCUAUGGGACGACCGGGAGACAGUGGUGACCAAGCUGCACAAACAGGUCAGGCAGCUGCAGCAAGGUCGAGAUGACUACUAUACCAAGAACCAGGAGAUGCAGAGCAAGUUACAGGAGUGCCAGAAAAGAAUGGAUGAACUGGAGGCGGAGCUUCAGAGGGCCAACAACAAAGUGUGCCACACCGGUCACCUUCUAAACCAGAUGACCAUUAAGCUAAACAACAGCGAGAGCACGCAGCAGCAGAUGAGCUUCCUAAACAAGCAGCUGCUGCUUCUUGGGGAGGCCCAUAAGCUGUCUAUGCAGGAGGUGCACCACGCAGGCCCGGACAACAAAAAGGAAGCCCGGAUGCUGCAGGUGUCCUGCGGAAAGGAGGUAGAGAGGCUGAGGCAGAGCCUGCUGGUGCAGGGUCAGAAGCUGGAGGCGGCACAGCAGAGAGUGGUUGAUCUGGAGACCCUCCUCUCCAAGAGGGAACACCUCAUCGCCGAGCAGAAGAAGUUCCUCGAGGAUGUCAAAUGCCAGGCAAAAGCUGAAUUGCAAGCAUCCGAGAUUAGGUACCAAGCCCAAAGGAGAGUCACUCAGAUGCUGCAGACAGAGCUCCUGCAACUCUACAGCAGAGUGGAAAUGGAGGCUCCCGCCUGCAACCCCACCAGCUCACCACAAGGUGGCAGGGCAGACCCACACACUCCCACAGAAUCAUGUGUCACAGUGCCAGACGGACCAAUAAAAACCAAUGCCACAGAGGAGUUGGACGACAGACCUCCUUACGAGUCCUCCAGAGGCAAAGGCAGCACUUUAUCGCCAGGGCAACCAAAGGCAACCAACUCUUCCAAGACAACAACCAAUAAUUCCAUCAACGGUAGCCAAGACCUACCCACUCCUCUGCUGGUGGAGCCCUCCCUGUCAUGUAUGCGCUCCGACCCCAUCACACCCCUGCCACCCUCCGAUGCUCCCCUCACCGUGGGUUCCUAUCCCAGCGCCAAGAGCUUCCUGGGUAUGAGGGCACGGGAGCUUUUCCGCAACAAGAGCGAGAGCCAGUGCAACGAGGACCAACCACCGCUGCGUUUGGCUGGCCUGGCCCAUGGGCUGAAGACUGAGCUCUGCGUGGAGCCCUGCCGGGGUGAUAACGCUCCAGUCAUUCCUUCCACUGCCCCGACACCUUCCCCUCUCCCUGCCGUUACCCUUUUACCCAGACCUGCCCACAUUACUGCCCCGCAAGCCCAGGGGAGCCCUUUCACUGUGUCCGCCAAGGAGCCCCCGUCUGAUUCCAAGCAGCGGGUCCCCAGUCAGGAUAGCCCUCGCAGGAAGGCCGGGGUGGGCCACGGCGGGGGGAGGGCCCCGGCCGGCACGGCGAGGCCCAGACAGCAGCAGUUAAAGAUCAUGGACUACAACGAAACACACCACGAGCACAGUUAGAGAUACGGAGCUGAGACUGAGAGAGGGUAAAGGAGGAGAGACUUCGGUGUAAAAGAGACGGGUUGGAAGAAGAACUACAAGCAUAGAUCAGCAAAAGAGUACACGUCAGGAACUCUUUUGAAUUCAGUGUUAUUAGUUUCGUUCCUCUGCGUGGACAACAGGAUUACCCCCCCACGUUUCAACUGAAGACGCUAGAUUUGAUGAUCUGGUCUGCGAACAGCGAUGCUUAAAGAGAUGCAUUGACAUGUGAGUGUAGCGGUCUACACCGUUCUCUCACGGUGUACCAUGACACGACGCCCCGCCAGGAGGUCUGUUGAAAGUUGCUGACUCAAAAUGGGAACGUAAAUAUAAAAUCAUGCAAAGGACGUUAAUUACUCCAUCUUUGUUUUCAAGCAGCGGCCUCCCAGUAAGUGUCAGGAGGGCUUCUUUUUUUUUUUUGCCCCGUGUCCGCUAACAGUCACGAUCUCUCUCGCCUCCAGCAUUUGAUAAGCUCUGAAUUUUUGUCGCCCCUAAACUGUGAAUAGUGUACACAUGGGAUGCGCCCACAUCCGUACAUACGCGAGGGAGCAUAUUUGUUUGACUCUUGACUGCCACCCCCGUCCAUGCUGCGCCGCGGCGUUGACCGAUCCCGACACAGACUCAUCAGCUGUAGCCGGGGGGGGGG
Molecule: messenger RNA, 4676 nt
Organism: Lampris incognitus (smalleye Pacific opah)
Lineage: Eukaryota; Metazoa; Chordata; Actinopteri; Lampriformes; Lampridae
Gene: tsc1b
Product: TSC complex subunit 1b
Exons: 22
Coding region: 140-4012 (1290 amino acids)
Biological process (GO): negative regulation of cell population proliferation; negative regulation of TOR signaling; regulation of cell cycle
Cellular component (GO): TSC1-TSC2 complex
Source: RefSeq, a predicted model, not a curated record